GCGGGAACCCACUCAUACUACCUUACUACUACUACCCGCAACCAAUCAUCCACACCUCCGUCUCUCUCUUCCACCUCUCAACCCUCACAUCUAAACUCCUUUCUGAGUCAUAAUCCCAUUAUCUAAACAACCACCACCUCCAAAAUUCCAAAAAUGUCGGACUCCAAACAGUCCCUCCUCAACUUCUCCCCCGCGGACCCCUCCGACCCUCCCCCGGCCUACGAUCCCACCGGCACCACCCCCCAGUCAACAAAACGCCUCUCUCUCCCGCGCCCACCACCGCUCAACCUUCCCGUCCUCACCACCCUGCGCUCCCAGCGCGUGAUCCUCGCCUCCGCCUCCCCGCGGCGCCGGCAGAUCCUCUCGCAACUGGGCCUGCCGAACCUAGAAGUCAUCCCGUCCAACACUCCCGAAGACUUCCCAAAAACGAUGGAGCCGUUCGAGUACGUGCUGGCGACGGCGACCGAGAAAGCGCAGGCCGUGUACCGGCAGGAGAUCCAGAACGAGGCGCGCGGGGAGCCGGGGUUGAUUCUGGCGGCGGACACGAUCAUCGUGGACACGAGCGCCGGGCGGAUCCUGGAGAAGCCGCGGUCGGAGGCGGAUCAUUGGGCGAUGCUGCGGGCGCUGCGCGACGCGGGCCACCAUAAGGUGUACACGGCGAUGUGCGCGAUGGCGCCGCUGGUGAGCGCGCGCGACCCUGGGUAUGCGCUGGAGACGGCGCUGGAGGAGACGGAUGUGAAAUUCGAUCAGGGGGUCUCGGAUGAGAUGCUGUUGGCGUAUGUCAAGACGCGCGAAGGGGCGGAUAAGGCCGGUGGGUAUGGGUUGCAGGGGCUGGGGUCCAUUCUCGUGGAGAGGAUCGAGGGGAGCUGGGAUAAUGUGGUCGGGUUGCCGCUCAGGGCAGCGUUGCAGUUGAUGGAGAGGGUGGUGGCCAAGGCGGAUGAUGAUGAUCGGUUGUCGGGUGGGGAGGAGGAUUUGUCGGAAGAUGAGGAGGAGUAAGGAUUUGUUCGUUUGGUGUGUCUGUCUUGUCUUGACUUUCGUUGGGCUUGCCACUUCUAUUCUACCCUGCCAGCUCCGGGUUUAGGGUGCUGGCUGGUUAUUGGAUAUUCGAGACAUCUACACAUCACCCCGUCUUCUAAGGUCAGGCCAUGCAGUUCAUAUCUAGCGCUGGGCGUUUGGAUAAAAUAGAGAGAGAUUCAACCCGCAGAAGCAACACAUACUUAACAGAAUAUC
Messenger RNA from Aspergillus saccharolyticus JOP 1030-1, 1230 nucleotides. Its product is annotated as nucleotide diphosphatase. The record is from RefSeq and is a predicted model, not a curated record. Lineage: Eukaryota; Fungi; Ascomycota; Eurotiomycetes; Eurotiales; Aspergillaceae. Gene Ontology annotation, molecular function: nucleoside triphosphate diphosphatase activity. The coding region runs from base 154 to 996 and encodes 280 amino acids. The transcript has a single exon.